Molecule: messenger RNA, 1800 nt
Organism: Aspergillus ruber CBS 135680
Lineage: Eukaryota; Fungi; Ascomycota; Eurotiomycetes; Eurotiales; Aspergillaceae
Product: Zn(II)2Cys6 transcription factor
Exons: 4
Coding region: 1-1800 (599 amino acids)
Biological process (GO): positive regulation of transcription by RNA polymerase II; DNA-templated transcription
Molecular function (GO): zinc ion binding; DNA-binding transcription factor activity, RNA polymerase II-specific; sequence-specific DNA binding
Source: RefSeq, a predicted model, not a curated record
AUGUCCUCUUCUUUUUUAGACCACCCAAUUCUGAAAGUUAGCCGGCCGGUGGCUGCAUGUUCAAGAUGCCGCACUGCUAAAAUCAAAUGCGAUGGCAGGCUACCAGCUUGCUCAGCUUGCGAAAAGGCUGGAAAAGCAAGUAGUUGCUCAGGCGCCAGUGACGAAUUUGCUAAAGGUAAAGAGAGGAGCUACGUCGCCUCCCUGGAAGGAUACUGUGAGAAACUCGAAAAAGAAAUUGCAACUCUUCAUCGUCGUAAGGAGCAUGCGUCCAUCAACGAGGCCGGGAUUCCGCAGGAGAGCUCGAUCACAGCUAUCUCGUCAAAGGGUACCGUAGCUGAAGCACAUCGUCGAGAGGUGUCUGAUAUUGAUGACCUUGUGGGUGACUUUGGUUAUCUGUCUGUUAAUGCCACUUCGCGAGAUUUUCGUGGUAUCACUUCAACAAUGUCGUUUGCCAACCUUCUGCUAUCAGUUGCCAUGGUCGAGUCAUUUCCAAACAUAUCGUCGCAGCCACUGCUUCCGCGCCACGAGGCCACGCCUCUUUUACAGUUCUACUUUGACAAUAUUUAUACUCAGCUGCCGUUUUUCGUUGAACAGAGUUUCUGGACUUCCAUGGAAUCCGUCUAUGAGCCUGGUGGGCGUUUUGCCAAGCCUUUUGAUCAUUUCCUUGUGCACAUGGUAUUAGCGAUUGCUUCUGCCACCAUAUCGUAUCAGAGUGAUGAUAAAAGCCAGCAACGGUCAUUGGCUCUAGUGGUUGGAGCACUCGAAUACGCCGAGGAUGUUCUCCAACCAGGCUCCAUUGUCGGGAUACAAGCGAUUCUGCUGCUGGCUCAGUAUUCGCUCGCCAAUCCGAUGUAUUUUCGGAGUUGGUACCUGGUUGGUAUGGCAGUGAGGCUCAUCGUCGAUUUGGGAUUGCAUCAGGAUCCUCCAGAAGAAGUGGUGUCGAAUCGAGAUCGGCUGGAUCUCUGUCGAAGAGUCUUUCACUGUACUUACUGCUUGGAUAGAGGGGUUAGCUCAGCCUUGGGAAGAACCUUUUCGUUCUCAGACGCCUCUAUCAAUGUUUCUCUACCGACUGCCACAACUUCAUUAGGCUCAUCGUUGACCGAACAGAGCCACCUUUUCCAACGCAGCUCAGAGCCUGGAUUAUACCUCGUCAGGAUCCGUCAGAUUAUGUCGACUGCGUAUCAAGAAAUGUACUUUAGCGGACGUGAAUCAUCCCAGCAACCUUUGCCAUUGAUAUGGGCUCGCUGUUCACAAGCCCAAGAAUGGUUUGACCGUGCACCUACAAACGUCCCUCAUCACUUUCCUGUUUUGUAUAGACUCGAGGUGUUGUAUACGACCAUCAUCAUUCUUUCUCCAUCGCAUCGUUGUCCCACAUUAUGUGACUUCAACAAAGUCAUGUUAUUCGAUCGCUGUAUGGAUUACAUUAGCCAGCUUCACCAAACCCUGGAGAAUCCCAACAUGCUGCCAUGCAUAACCUUUCUUGACAUCCAGCGUGCAUAUCAAGUUGGCCGACGCUUCCUCGACCUUUUGAGUCAGGAUUACGACGUUGUUUUGAGACCCUCUUUGCCUGCACCUCCGCCGGAAAACGCCGACCCUCCGUUUCUUGGCAAUGAAGGACGAACCAAUUGCCCUGCACGUGCGAUUCGAAGCUUGACGUACAUGCAGAAUAUUCUCCGAUACAGCGCGAGGAAAUGGGAGAUGUAUGCUUUCUUGCAACAAUAUGAGCAGGCUGCGGCACCUGUUCGAAAGUGGUUGACGCAGCCCUCUGUAUAUUCCGGAUUCAAUUACGACCCUCUCUAA